AUGGAAUAAUUUGUUCAGCCUGCACAGCACUUCAUUUAAUGGGAUCUUUUUUUUUUUUCUUUCUUUAAUAAGUCGAGUAAAUCCAGUGCAGUUUUGACCAGACUGGGGAGUUCACUAAGGCUGCUGACGGUUUCAGGAGCAAGUAGUGUUGAUACAACUGGAAGUACAGGAGGAUAACCCUAGAAAUGUGGUGGAUAUUUUACAAUGCUUGGAUGUGGGUCCUGCUCACCAUUCCAUUCCAAAGUGAGGCCAUGCCUCCAAUGAGAUAUUCUCAUGCAGGAAUCUGUCCUAAUGAUAUGAACCCAAAUCUUUGGGUAGAUGCGCAGAGCACUUGCAGGAGAGAAUGCGAAGAUGACCAGGAAUGUGAAACGUAUGAAAAAUGCUGCCCAAAUGUCUGUGGGUCUAAGAGCUGCGUGGCGGCACGGUACUUGGAUGUCAAAGGAAAGAGCGGCCCGGUAGGAAUGCCGAAGGAGGCCACGUGUGAUCUCUUCAUGUGUACACAGCAAGGCUCUGAGUGUGACAUUUGGGAUGGACAGCCAAUCUGUAAAUGCAAAGACAGGUGCGAGAAAGAGCCAAGUUUUACCUGUGCAUCUGAUGGCCUUACGUACUACAAUAGGUGCUUCAUGGAUGCAGAGGCUUGCACCAAGGGAAUCACGCUGACUGUAGUCACCUGCAAGUACCAUCUGUCUUGGCCUAAUACUAGCCCAGCUCCUUUCCAAACAACUUCAAAUCCAACCAUAGCGUCUGUGGAAACUUCUUUUAAAAAUGGCAUCCCUCCUACCUUGGUGAACAACCCUGUUGAGAAAGUGGUCGAUGUAGGGGAUACAGUGAGCUUUCAUUGUGACGUCACAGGCAAGCCUAUGCCAGAGAUCACCUGGGAGAAAGAUGUUGAUGGAAAGGAAAAUGUUAUUAUGCGCCCUAACCAUGUUGUGGCAAAUAUAGUGGUGACCAACAUUGCCCAACUGGUGAUAUAUAACACACAACUGCAAGAUGCUGGCAUAUAUACAUGUACUGCCAGGAAUACAGGAGGGGUAAUCAAGGUUAACUUUCCCUUAUCUGUGAUGGAGCCACCAGCCAAAGAAAAGUCCACCAACAAGACAUUUUUUCCAACAGACGAGUGCCUAAAACCUCCAGACAGUGAUGAUUGUGGGGAAGAACAAACUCAGUGGUAUUUUGAUGCCAAGAAAAACAAUUGCUUUAUAUUUAUAUAUGGCAACUGUAACAGCAAUUUGAACCAUUUUGACACAUAUGAAUCGUGCAUGUUGACCUGCAUGAAUGGGCCCGUCAACGUCUGUAAUUUUCCAGCUCUUCAAGGUCCGUGUAAAGCAUACAAGCCAAGAUGGGCCUACAACAAACAGUUAAAACAGUGCCAGUCCUUUAUUUACGGCGGAUGUGGAGGGAAUGACAACAACUUUGAAACAAAAGAGAUCUGCGAAGACAUGUGCCCUUUCCCUAAAAACCAAAAGUGCAAGAUCUGCAAACCCCGACAAAAGCUGGUGACAAGCUUCUGUAAAAGUGAUUUUACCAUCCUCGGCCGCAUAACAGAACUGACUGAGGAAUUUGAUUCUGGACAUGCUCUUGUCUCCGUUGAAGAAGUUCUGAAAGAUGAGAAAAUGGGACUCAAAUUUCUGGGCAAAGAAGCCCUUGAAAUCACUUUGAUUAACAUGGACUGGAGCUGCCCAUGUCCCAAUGUGACUCUGGUUAACAGCCAGUUGAUCAUUAUGGGUGAUGUGCACAAUGGAAUGGCUAUGUUACAGCCUCACAGUUUUGUUGGUAUGUCAAGUGCCCGACGCAUAAGAAAGCUGCGUGAAGUCAUUCACAACAAAACUUGUGACCUUCUCAAGGAGAUUUUAGGACAACCUUAACAGCUGUUAGCACAGCGUGUUAGACCAGUUACAUACCUAAACCUGAUGAUGUAAAUUGUAUUGUUCAUACCAUACCAAGAUUCUUGUGUGUAGACAUCAAAUAUUUAGUUCUGCAAACUGUGUCAUAUCUUUGAAUGUAGGCCUUCAACACUCAUUGUCCAAGACCUGCAGCAAUCAAACAACACUAAUAGGCUGGAGUACUUAUAUAUUUAUAUUCCAUCCUAUUAUUGCACCUCUCCCUUUGCCCAGAGUCAUGGAGGAACUUGAGGCACAGGCACUAGGAUAUAGUAAGAGGACCGGAAGCCCAAAUACAAUGACGACCAUUAAGUUGUGGUGUCAGUAGAGAGAUUUCUGAACAAAAAUGUAUCUCUUUCAGGCAGUUCAACAGUUUAACUUGUUGCAGUCAGUAGUAGACAGGGAGAAACUGGCCAGGGGUACAAUUGCAGGAAAUUUUGUGUUUUGAUGCAAUGCAGGCCCAAAAUAUAAUUAAUUUCAUACUCUCUCAACCAUUGCACUAGACUCUAGUGAAAUGAUUUAUGGCAUUCCUCUAGAUGAAUUAGUACAAUUUGUGUAUCAAUCAAUUGCCCCAAAGCAUCUGAUGAUAAUUCCAGUUAUUACACCUUGGUUUCAGUGCUGAGAGCUAUGGCUCAUGGUGGUUAUUUCUAAAUUUUAAACCAAGAGAGGGUACAAUAACUUGUGUUUUUUCUAGCUGCUGCACAUGCUCAUGCUCAUGAGUCGCUGACAGCUUUCACCUGCUCUUAUUGGCCGAUUCCAGUAGGAUGUAGAAAAAAAAAAAUAAGUUAGGUUGAACAAUCUCAAAAGCUAUAAAUAAAAGUUCAGUGACAGUUCCUCUUUAAUGAAUGCAAUCAUCUAAUUAGAUGCCCACAUAAUCUCUGCCAUUAGGUUCAUCAUCAGGUUGCUGUUAAUAUUGGUUGCACCUUGUAGGCAAGAAUUAAAAAAUGACCUGGAUAUGGAUUAUGUUUUACAGAUUGAAAACGUUUAGUGGGAAGUGACAUGUCAUUGUUCUGCUUGUCUGUAGACUCUGUAUUGAUUAUAUUUAUCUCUCUGUUUCUCUUAUGGUUUCUCUUAUGCAUCAUCUACCUAUCCACCUCUCUCUCUCCUUCUUUCUUGUCUUUGUUUUGUUUGUCUGAUUUUAACUAUCAUUCUAUCUGUAUUAAUUCAUUUACGGUAUUAUCUAUCAGUCUGUUUAUCAUCUGUCUGUCUUCUUGCAUUCUGGAAAAUCGAUUGAUACCAACAUGUUGAUAUACUUGUGUACUAUUUAUUGAAAUAACUAAUCUAUUGACAUACUAUGUGUAUGUGUUUGUGUCUAUAUAUUUCUAUAUUUUCUAUUUAGGAUUCGGUAAAAAAUAUAUAUAAUCUUACUAUUAAAUGUUCUGAGCAAAGGUAGUAGGCUAAUGAGGAGGUUUAUAAUGGGGGUUUAUUAAGUUUUGAUGACUAUAUCACCCUAUCGGUAACCAGUAGAGAUAUGAAUUAUGGGUGCCACUGUGUGCGAUACAAUAUCAUUCUCCAAGUUCUACCUUAAUGCUUUCUUUGCGCCCAUUCAGACGACCUCUCCUGGCCUCCAGUUCACCACUCUACUAACCAGCUCACUUACACUUUUUAAUAGCUGUUGAAAUUACAUAUUUUUGUUUUUAAUUCCAUUUGCUGAUAGUGUUUUGACUUGUUUGACAUUCAAUAGCCUAAACUUUUUUACUAAAGUUAUCUGUGUUACAUUGUUUAUUUACACAAUCAGCUUGAAAAGAUAAUAAAAUCUUGAUUUUAAAAAUUA
Molecule: messenger RNA, 3654 nt
Organism: Xenopus laevis (African clawed frog)
Lineage: Eukaryota; Metazoa; Chordata; Amphibia; Anura; Pipidae
Gene: wfikkn2.S
Product: WAP, follistatin/kazal, immunoglobulin, kunitz and netrin domain containing 2 S homeolog
Exons: 2
Coding region: 186-1865 (559 amino acids)
Source: RefSeq, a predicted model, not a curated record